Messenger RNA from Scheffersomyces amazonensis, 2515 nucleotides. RefSeq lists its product as uncharacterized. Gene Ontology annotation, molecular function: guanyl-nucleotide exchange factor activity. Gene Ontology annotation, biological process: regulation of GTPase activity. Bases 51 to 2024 code for a protein of 657 amino acids. NCBI's taxonomy places the organism in Eukaryota, Fungi, Ascomycota, Pichiomycetes, Serinales, Debaryomycetaceae. Gene Ontology annotation, cellular component: cytoplasm. The record is from RefSeq and is a predicted model, not a curated record. The transcript has a single exon.
CGCUGAGUUGACUACAAUUAUUACAAAAGUCUAUUUCCAUAUAUACAAAUAUGAUAAUGAAAGAGGAAGAGUCCGCGUCUGCUAAGGAACAUACCGAUUCAAGUUUACAGGAACAAAAUGAUGGUGAACUUCAUACUCUUAGUCGUCACGAAAAGGAGACAUUCGAUAGCUUCUUAUAUGAUAUAUUUGAAAGAGAACAAGAAUCAGUACAAAUUUCUAGUAACUACAACCAGUUUGAAAUGGAUUUUUCCAUAUUGUUAGGAAAUAGAACUGCUGAAUUACUUUUGUUGGAAUCACCUAAAAUUCUAUAUGGUAGUGAUUCAAGUAGGAAUGGAUUUUCACCUAUUGAUAUUUCAUUAAAUGGUCAUCCUCAAUUAAAUACUGCAUUAACCAGUUCAACAAUAUCCACACCAUUCUUAGAUCUACAAAGCAGUGGAUUACUGAGUAAUAUCAUAUUGGAAAAUGUUUCACCUUAUCCUCAAAUUUCAUUUACUCCAAUUUCGAAAGAAAUAAGUAAUUCAAACUUCAAAGCUAGAAAAGUGCUAGAUGAGUUAGUAGAUAGCGAAGAAUUCUAUUUACAUUGUUUAAAGAUUCUAAUAAUCUAUUAUUUUGAUCCAUAUUUGUCUAAUAAUAAGUAUGAAGCCCCCGUUCCUUUGAAAUUAAUGAAUGCCUUCAUUGAAGAGUUAAUUCAUAUUCACAGUCGUAUCUUGAAUCAAAUAAGGAAUCAUGGAUCUGAUUUCAAUAAUCAUGAUCCCAAUUUAUCCCAACCAAUUCUCUUACAAAUUGCUCUGGAAAUCACUAAUACACAGUAUGCUAUAUACAUAUAUCAUGAAUAUUGUAACAUAUAUGAAGAUGUAUUGCAAUUGAUUGAGAAUUCAUUACCUAUAGAGAAGUUCAAUAUUACUAGAAAGAAAACCAAUCCAACAUGGAAUAUAGAGUGGUUAAAGGGGUGGGAAACUUAUCUUGAAGCUAGUCAAAGUAAAGCAAAACAUUUAGACUUGUCUUUUGCUUCAUUAAUUCAAAGACCAACUAGUAGAGUUGGAAAAUAUAAGUUACUCUUGGAAUCUCUAAAUAAAUGCCAAAAGACUAAUCUGAAAAUUGAUUCAUUAAAUGAAUAUAUUAAAAAAGUUGACGACAACUUGAAUUGGAUAAAUGAUAAAUGUCAAGAAUUUAAAGAUAAUGAUAAUUCUAUUUAUCUUAAUAAGUUAAUUGAUUUUCAAUCCAUUUCUUACGAUGGUCAAUUGAGUCUGGAGUUUUUUGGUAAAGCAUUUUUAGUAGGGUAUGUUCUUGGUAAUUGGGUUGAGUUAGAAGAUAUCAAGAAAGAAUCGUUUACAGCAAUUUUAUACAAGAGUCAUUUGGUUUUGGCUUCUUUAGGGAGAUAUUCAUUGAUUAGGAAUGCUGAAAAGUCACGUAUACAGUUCAUUAUUCCCUUGAGUAAAUGUCAAUUUAUAAAAGAUUUAAAAGACAGUGAUGGUGGACUCUAUUAUAAGAAUUUAUAUUCAUCUAAAAUUAUAUUCGAAGAGAGGUAUUGCCAUUAUGAAAUUUUACUUACAUUCAGUAACCUUCACGAGUUUGAUGUUUGGAGUAAUUAUUUAGAUUCUCACAUAAAUUAUAUUAAUGGGCCUUAUGCUAUGGACUUUUCAACAACAUACAAUUUGAGCUUAUGUAAAUUCCCUAAUUCAAUUAUUCCUUAUAAUGUUUCUAUAGAUCAUACUUCAUCAAAACUCACAAAACCAUGUUAUUUUAAACAAACCAUGAUUAUUAUUAUAAGCGAGGAAGAUGAAAAGUCACACGAGCUCAAUAGACAUUCAAUUGAAAUGACAUUUAGACAAGUGUGGAGUAAGAAAGAAAUACCAUUUAUUUCCCCGAAUAUUUUAGAUAACGAUAACUAUGGUAAUAUCACUCCCCAUACUCUAAGAAAAAGUCGGAGUUGGUCUUCUACAAAAUUGAAGUAUUCUCUUACUAAAAAUUUGAAAAAUUCAAAUAGUAUUUAUGAACUAUGGAGGUAUUCUAAACAAAAAUAGCAAGCACAUGCAUAUAUAUUACUUAUAUAGAGUACUUUUAUGAUAAUGUAAGCUCAAAGUAAAGGCGAUCGUUAAUAGUUUCAUAAAGUAUGGGCCUCAAUUGCCUGAAUUACCAUUUCCUAUGGAAUCAUUGUGGCCACCAUAUCCUCUGUGUAUAGUAGUUUGACGUUUAUCAGUUCCUUCUAGCAAGAUCUUCUUAAUUACUACAUCCCUAUCAGAAGUUCCAAAUUGAUUAGAUAAUUCUGAUUUAGAAGCUUCAUCAAACACACCUUCAGCUCCACCCAGCCUAUUAGCAAAUAUUUUAUAAAUUGAUACUAUAUCAAUUAUUGGGAUUGUCGUAUCGUUCUUUCUAUAUUUAGCUAAUAAAUCAGCAUCUUCAACAAAAACAACAAAAUCGGCUUCUUCACCUUUUAAGAAAAUCUUAUGGGGUUGAUUGGGCAUAUUGAACGAAUUUUAAUUAUAAAACUUAAUUAUGUAAAGAGACAAUUGAA